AUGGAAUCUUUGCCUCAAAAAUCGCCUCCAAUUGCUCCGAGAUCUGUGGUUUCAACGAAAGUUUCGAAGCCACUGUAUACUCCUGUUGUUGGCUACGGACCUUCAUUUGUUCCCUACGGGAGUAUGCUCUCCCUCAACUCUUUAAUUCUAGAAAACGAGCGCCCGAAAAAUAAAAAGAAGAAAAAAUGCAAAGCUAUAAAAAAUUUCUUCAAGUUCAUGUUUGGUUGCGUGAUUCCAGAUGUCAAAGAUUGA
Molecule: messenger RNA, 252 nt
Organism: Oikopleura dioica
Lineage: Eukaryota; Metazoa; Chordata; Appendicularia; Copelata; Oikopleuridae
Source: the annotation of a GenBank genome assembly